Messenger RNA from Pseudogymnoascus destructans, 828 nucleotides. RefSeq lists its product as uncharacterized. Bases 1 to 828 code for a protein of 275 amino acids. The transcript has a single exon. NCBI's taxonomy places the organism in Eukaryota, Fungi, Ascomycota, Leotiomycetes, Thelebolales, Thelebolaceae. The record is from RefSeq and is a predicted model, not a curated record.
AUGUCUCAAGCACCAUUCCCUUCUGCCAGCCUCCUGACAGAAGGUCUCCUCGAGCAGCGAUUGAAAACCGGGAAGAUUUCCGAAGCUCCUACUGACGACGAGAGCAUACAAGAUCAAGAUGAUGUGAAGCCCGAAACGGCCAUCAAUAUGCAGUCCAACCUUCCGUGCUCUCAGACAGAAGCGAUUGUCAUAGAAGACACACCUCCCACCGGCGCCGCCGAUACCAGUGGUGAUACUGGGCCUGCGCCACUGGAUAUUACUAGUGAAACAAAACUACCAGAACCGCCAGCAUCGACUGAGAGCAGUACACCAAAAGCUAUAGAUAUCCCUCGUCCAUCUCACAAAAGUGAUGAGUGGGCAACGAUCGAUACAGACGGCACAGAUGACGCGACGCUGAACUGGCUAGAGAAAGAGAUAGCAAAGCAAGACUUGGAGAAGGACACGACCAGGUCCAAGAAAGCCUCCGUGCUGAAGCAGAAACAUGGCACCUGGCCACUAUUACCUGGCGAGAAAGAGAGGUCGCCCCGAAAGUUUAUUUAUUCAGAGCCAGAUCGUAAUGUGGUCGUUCACCGAGGAUUCGGUGAUUUUGCAUUGCCCCGAUCCGCCGCCCUUGACGAGAAGCGCACAGCUUUCCCUCCUCUCUCAAACGAAUCUUAUGAUCUGACAACGUAUGGCCUCGACCCGAAAGUCCAAAAACUCUUGAAAAAGAUUGUGGUGGGUGAGAAUAUUGCCGUAGUCGCACCAGAAGACCCCACAGGGUCAGAUGACGAGUCGCACACAUUAGAUGGGAACGUAUCCGGUAUGUUAAAACGAUCCAACAUGGAAUAG